Penicillium cosmopolitanum is the source of this 1599-nucleotide messenger RNA. RefSeq lists its product as uncharacterized. Bases 1 to 1599 code for a protein of 532 amino acids. The transcript has 4 exons. NCBI's taxonomy places the organism in Eukaryota, Fungi, Ascomycota, Eurotiomycetes, Eurotiales, Aspergillaceae. The record is from RefSeq and is a predicted model, not a curated record.
AUGAGUCGCCCGAAGACUGCAUCAGAGGGCGAGCCCGAAGAGUUCACACAACAUAGCAUUAUUGCACUGAAAUGUGUAUCAGAUCUGGAUAGCCGAAUGAAAUCCUUAGCAAAUUCUGUUAACCGACAAGUUGCUUGGAAUGAGACGAUCCGGCAUGAUCUGGAAGAUGCCCUGAGCCGGCUCGCCACUCUGGAGACUCGAAUGAAAGAUACGAUGGAACCGUUCACCAUGAUUAAUGGCUCAUUCUGUGACCGUGAUAGCGCUCAACCCUAUGCCCCCGAUCUCUCGGACCAGGAUUCACAAUACGCCCCCACUCCAGGAUACUAUAACGAGACACUACACUCGCAUUUUGAGUUCAGCCCUACCCCGGAUCGCUAUCCCCAGGGCAGUCCCGUAGCCUCAAUCUGCGCCCCGCAAGAAACACCAAGACUUCUUCAAGUCGGUGAGUGGGAAGCAAGUAGACCAGAUGACGAGUUUCCACCGACCUUUAUUCGGUAUACAAUCGAGUGGAAAGUGAAGGUGAACAACCGGUUCAGGUGGGAGGACACGAUAAAGAAUGUGACCCUGACACCAAGUGCCUAUUGGCCUUCGGUCCUGAGGCCUAAGUUGGAGAACGUGCUUCAAGAGCGGAUCCCACGUAGCCGAAGGGUGAGAUCGGAUGGCACGCUUGUAGUCAUGUCGGUCAACGAUCGCAAACACAAGAACGAAAAAUUCUGGUUUCAAUCCCUUGAUAUUGAUUGGACUGCAGUGGAGGAGCAACUAAUUACUUGGGGGAAACUUCACACUCGAGGCAAGGAACUAAGGGUAAUUAUUACUUUCAACUAUACAGAGGACGAUAACCUUUCCAGGAGUGCAGCAGGUAGGGGUGAAAAACGAGGGAAGUCAUCUGUGACGAAGAGAAUGCUUGGCGAGCGUGAUGCACAACUUGAUGCUGAAGAGCAUGUAUCUGGAGAGCAGUCCAUCUGGCGGGCUGUCUAUAGCUUAAUGCGUUGUCCUUUACCAUCCUGUCAUCUUGGGCCGCAUUGCUGGCAGGAUCCUCAUGGAAAGAAACACUACCAAUUGAGAACGCAUCAUUUGAAACGCCUGAUUGCGUAUGUCGAUGCUGGGGGUGUUUUAGAGUGCCAAGAUGAUGUUCCCGAUGCUGUUCGGGAAGAAUUAUAUAUGGAAGAACAGCAGAAGAUGGAGCAUUCACAGUCCAAGAACAACAAAUCGCUCACUCCCGGAAACUGCCCACCUAUCAACAUCAAUUUCAUGGGAGGACAAUCUUCUAUACAACCAGCAGCAGCUGAUUGUAUCCCACAAUCCGAAAUGUCUUCCCACCAGAAACAGCAUAGAUUUAUUCUUCUCACAAUUGAUGGCCCACGGGAUGUGGCUGUGAAGGAAUACAGCGCCUGGCAAGAAACAAAUGUCAUCGAUGCAAAUUUGAGGGCUCAAUUCCAGUUGGCUUGUGAUGUCACGCUCGCCAACGGUCUGGACCUUGAGCAGAUUCACGAGGAUCAAAAUCCGGAAUUUUUUGUCCAAGAAGGAAUUGCGGUAGGUAUUGCACGCCGCUUUGUCGGUGAUAUCAUUAAGUGGGUGGGGGAGAUAAGAAAUCAAUAG